AUGUCUACCAAAAUCAGCAACGGAAACAGUGGUGGGGCCAAUCCCGCAUCCAACACAACUGCCAGCAACAAUAAUAACAACAACGAUUCACCGGACGUACAAGUGACCGUUAAGGAUCUUCCGAUCUCGUUUAAGGUCAAAUAUCUUGGAAGCCAACCCGCUACAGGACUAUGGGGAAUCAAACACACGAGGUUACCGGUGGAUCAUUUAGUCAGCGUUGCCAAAAACUUGCCUCCAAACCGAAUUCUUCCCUUCUGCAAUCUUACUGUAUCGCUCGACGGUGUGAAGAUUGAGUCUAUCACCUCAAAGCUAACGUCGGUGUCUAAUUUUACGAUCGAUACGAUUUCAUAUGGUGUGCAGGACCUGGUGUACACGCGAGUUUUUGCUAUGAUCGUCGUUAAGGAGAACUACAACCUGAAGGAAAAGAACCCAUUCGAUGUGCAUGCGUUCGUGUGCGAUAGCAGAGCGAUGGCGCGAAAGUUAACCUUCGCCCUGGCCGCCUCCUUCCAGGACUACUCGAAGCGAGUCAAGGAUGCGGAGGAUAAGAACGGUGGCAGUGGUGGCGACUCGGAGAAAUCACUGCGAAAGAAGUUUGCCAUUGAUCUACGAACGCCCGAAGAAAUGCAACAGGACAUCACAGAGCAGGAGACGGAAGCGUGA
Messenger RNA from Anopheles marshallii, 660 nucleotides. RefSeq lists its product as uncharacterized. NCBI's taxonomy places the organism in Eukaryota, Metazoa, Arthropoda, Insecta, Diptera, Culicidae. The transcript has 4 exons. The record is from RefSeq and is a predicted model, not a curated record. The coding region runs from base 1 to 660 and encodes 219 amino acids.